Molecule: messenger RNA, 1412 nt
Organism: Hibiscus syriacus
Lineage: Eukaryota; Viridiplantae; Streptophyta; Magnoliopsida; Malvales; Malvaceae
Product: MDIS1-interacting receptor like kinase 2-like
Exons: 2
Coding region: 16-1362 (448 amino acids)
Biological process (GO): protein phosphorylation
Molecular function (GO): ATP binding; protein kinase activity
Source: RefSeq, a predicted model, not a curated record
AAUCUCUCUCACAAUAUGCUCCUCAGUUUUAUUCCCUCUACUUUGGAUGAUAUGUUAAGCUUAACAUCUGUUGAUGUGUCUUACAAUCAGUUAGAGGGUCCUCUUCCACACAACAAGGCCUUUCGAGAGGCUUCAUUUGAGUCUUUCAGGAACAACAAAGGCUUGUGCGGAUAUAUCACAGGUAUGGAACCAUGUUCCUCGUAUUUAAACCAUAAAGUUGAGCAGAAAAAGAACAGCAAAAUUGUGAUUGCAACUCUAGUCCCUAUUUCAUGCGCACUGCUAGUUGCAUUUAUCGUCUUUGGGAUUCUUUCUUUUUCACAACGAAGAGAAAGGAACACUGAGAACACGCCACGAAUAAUAGCAAGUGAUAAUCUAUUUGCAAUUUGCAACUUUGAUGGGAAAAUGGUGUACGAGGACAUUGUUGAAGCAACUGAAAAAUUCGACUCCAAAUACUGCAUUGGAAUCGGGGGAUAUGGAAGUGUUUACAAGGCACGAUUGUCUAGUGGUCAAAUGGUUUCUGUGAAGAAACUUCAUCCACUUCCAAAAGGUGGGGUGGCGGAUCAAAAAGCUUUUUACAGUGAGAUUCAGGCCUUGACUGAAAUACGCCAUCGCAAUAUUCUGAAACUUCAUGGUUUCUGUUCACAUCCCCGACACUCGCUUCUGGUAUACGAGUUCUUGGAAGGGGGAAGCCUGGAGAAGAUACUAAAGACCGAUGAACAAGCAGCGAAGUUCAAUUGGAUUAAGAGGGUAAACGCCGUUAAAGGUGUGGCUAAUGCUGUGUCCUAUAUGCACCAUGACUGCUCCCCUCCUAUAGUCCAUCGUGACGUUUCGAGCAAGAACAUUCUGCUAGAUUCAGACUAUAAGGCUCAUGUUGCAGACUUUGGCGCUGCCAGGAUUCUAAAGCCUGACUCAUCCAAUUGGACCUCAUUCGAAGGCACUUUGGGUUACACGGCUCCAGAGCAUGCUUAUACAAUGAAAAUCAUCGAAAAAUGUGAUGUCUUUAGCUUUGGAGUGGUGACAUUAGAAACGCUUAUGGGAAGACAUUCUGGGGAUAUGAUAUCUUUGCUGUCAUCAUCAUUUUCUUCACUCCCACCAUCAUGCACAUCAUCGGAAGCAACCUUUAGUCAUUUACUACUGAAAGAUCUGUUAGACGAGCGUCUUCCAUCUCCAAGUAGACAAGCAGCAUCAGAAGUUGUCUCCAUUGUAAAACUAGCAUCUCAAUGCUUACGUUCCAGUCCACAAUCUCGACCAAGUAUGCAACAAGUUUCUCAAGAGCUUUCAACUCGGAAUCCACCCUUAUUGGAGCCGUUUCACGCAAUAACAUUAAGCCAAUUGCUUGAUUUGAGCAGUUAUACAUCUUGAAGACUGCACAUGGAAUUACUCCCUUUUUUCGUUUUUCCUGUUCUGAUUUG